Didymosphaeria variabile is the source of this 2943-nucleotide messenger RNA. It is a transcript of the gene ppk32, whose product is annotated as Protein kinase domain-containing protein ppk32. Gene Ontology annotation, molecular function: ATP binding; protein kinase activity. The coding region runs from base 1 to 2943 and encodes 980 amino acids. The record is from RefSeq and is a predicted model, not a curated record. The transcript has 4 exons. Lineage: Eukaryota; Fungi; Ascomycota; Dothideomycetes; Pleosporales; Didymosphaeriaceae. Gene Ontology annotation, biological process: protein phosphorylation.
AUGUUCUCCAAAUUUGCAUCCGACUUGUCGAAGUCGUUCAAUUCGAAUAUCACGAACAAUUAUUCGCUAAGCCAGGAGCCAACGUCAUUCUCAGGGCCAUGGAAGAUAUACGAUGCGAAGGGAAAGAAGACUAAGAAGGCCGUAUCGGUCUUUAUAUUCGAAAAGAAGUCGCUAGAGCCCCCAGGAGGGGCGAGCUUAGGUGGGCGUUCGUCGGGCGGUUCAGGACUCAAGCGGGCGCAUGAGGAGGUCGUGGAAAGACUCAAGAAAGAGGCAAGCUCUCUAGCUCGGCUACGACACCCCAGUGUCCUCGAGCUGGUCGAGCCAGUCGAAGAUACCCGAGGCGGGGGCUUGAUGUUUGCAACAGAGCCUGUAACAGCGUCGCUCGCUGGUUUGCUUCAAGAGAAAGACGAGCAGGAGAAGGCAGGCAGCGUUGGCGGUCGCAGAAGUCGAUACGUUAUCGAAGAGGAAAAUGGUCAGAAGCGGAGGCGUGAGCUCGAAAUCGACGAACUGGAGAUACAAAAAGGCCUGCUGCAGGUUGCGAAGGCGCUGGAGUUCUUGCAUGAGAGCGCAGGCUUGGUGCACGCCAACCUGACGCCUGAAGCUAUAUUCGUAAAUGCUAAAUCCGACUGGAAGAUAUCCGGUCUGUCGUUCUCCACACCGCCCGAUAACUCCACGAAAGCCACGUCUGUAUCGCCCAUAUCGCUUUCCGAAGUCUUGAACUACGACGCAAGACUGCCUGCAUAUGUUCAGUUGAACCUGGACUACACUUCACCAGAUUUUGUCAUGGACGGCAACGUCACACCGGCAGCAGACAUGUUCUCGCUGGGCAUGCUAAUCAUCGCCUUGUACAACUCUCCACACAAGAGCCCGAUGGAGUUUCAUGGCAGUACAAGCUCAUACAAACGAGCAUUUUCGGUACAGUCAUCGGUGCCCAACAGGACGAACAACUUCAUGUCCUCACAGCCCAUGCCGCGAGAUGUGGUCACUGGAGUACUGGACCGACUGAUCACCAGAAGGCCAGCUCAACGGAUCAACGCUCGAGAAUUCCAGCAAGCACAGUACUUUGACAAUAUCCUAGUGUCUACUAUCCGCUUCCUUGAUUCUUUACCUGCCAAGACGCCCAAUGAGAAGCAACAGUUCCUUCGUGGACUGCCUAGGAUAUUGAAGGAGUUCCCGAAGUCAGUUAUGGAGAAGAAGGUGUUGCCGGCUCUGCUUGAGGAGACGAAGGAUCGCGAGCUUCUGGCAUUGGUCCUACAAAAUUGUUUCAAGAUCAUACAAAUGCUGCCAGCCGGGAAGCGCGCCUUCACCGAGAAAGUCAUUCCGAAACUGAGAGAAACAUUUUUGGCUCCUUCCAAGGGUCCUGCUCAAGAGCGUGACAGUCUGAAAGAAGCUGGCUUGAUGGUUCUUUUGGAGAAUAUAUCGGUGGCCGCAGAGAACUGCGGUGGAAAGGAGUUCAAGGACGACAUUCUGCCCAUCGUGAAUUACGCUCUUGAGUCGCCUACCCACUCACUGGUAGAUGCCGCUCUGCGUACACUUCCCGUGGUCCUACCGAUCCUCGACUUUUCGACGAUUAAGAACGAAUUGUUCCCCGUCAUUGCGACGAUUUUCGCCAAGACCAGUAGCAUGGGCAUCAAGAUACGUGGAUUGGAGGCUUUUCGAACCCUGUGUGGCGGUGGAGGCGACGAACAAGACGGAUUUCAAGGCGAUGGUCUGACUGGGGUUGUCGAAGCUGCAAAGCCAAAAUCAAAUGUGUCGAUCCUGGACAAAUAUACGAUACAGGAGAAGGUUGUGCCACUACUGAAAGGCAUCAAGACCAAAGAGCCUGCGGUGAUGAUGGCAGCUUUGGACGUGUUCAAAGCGAUUGGUCCUCAGGUCGACAGCGACUUUCUUGCGGUCGACAUUCUUCCAAUCCUAUGGCAAUUCAGUCUUGGUCCACUGCUUAACCUUAACCAGUUUCAGGCUUAUAUGAUGCAGAUAAAGUCACUAUCCGCGCGGGUUGAGAAUGAACAGACUCGGAAGCUGCAGGAACUUGGAGCAAGCAAUGCACCUGCAACUUCGCGGAAUGAAUUCAUGAGCUUUGGUGGUCUGCCUGCAGCCAACGGUCUGGAUAUUACUAACGGGGACGGAGGCAGCGAUUUCGAGGCACUUGUCCGUGGAAAUCAGGGCGCAACCACUGGGACCGACAUGCUUGGUAGUGAUCCUUGGGCGAAUGCUCCAGCUUCGGCAUCGUCCUCGAGCAUGUUGCCGUCAAGGCCUGCCGCAAAUCGCGUCGGGUCAGCCAGAAAUGCUUCGCCAGCCCCAGCAUUUUCCUGGUCAACACCUCCAGUGUCUCCUCCACCGACCAACCUUACUGCCCCGCAAGCGCAGGGAGGACUCAGGACCAUUACACCGGACAGUUCCAUGAACUCGUUGAAUUCGGCUUUCCCAGCAAUGGCACCCGCAAACCCAGGUAUUGGGUCGUCAUUUCCUCAAAAUCAGCAGAGACCAGCUUUGGGUAUGGGCGGCACGAUGUCUCCCACAACAACAACUCCGUCCUAUACCACGCAAAGUUCGGGUAUCGACUGGAGCAAAGCAAGUGGGUCUUCUUCCCUCAGCUCAAACCCAUGGAGUAGCUCAGGCACAACGCCGAACACAGCAGGCAGUCUGUCGAGCUUUUCCAUGGCUUCUCCGCCAGCACAGUCGCAAGCCCAGCAGAGCAAUCCAUACUCAUCGUUCAGCAUCGCACCUCCUCCAAUAAAAGCGACAAACUCAUUUGGCAUUCCGCCUCCUCCUAGCACUGGGAACACGUUCAGCCUAGCUCCGCCGCCGAGCAUGGGCGCAAGAGCGAACAGUGGAAUGAGCAUGAAUAGCAUGGCAUCGAGGAUGGCGCAACCACCAAAUCAACAACAACAGAAACCCUCUUCAACGCCCAGCUGGGGAAGCGGUGGAGACAGUUUGAUAUGA